UUCUUGGGCCCUUGGUUUUCUCUGUUAUGUCCCAGCUUGCAGCGGAGCAGAGGAGUAAAAAGCGCAAGCUUGCGGCCGCCGCAGAUGUCGCAGCGGCCGUGGGCGAGCCGUCGACGAAACGGUCGAAGAAGGACAAGGAUGCGAAGCGGGUCGUGAAGGCGAAAGCAAAGCCCGACAAGGGGAAGUCGCGCGCGACCGACGACGCGUUUCGCGUCGUGCGCGCGACACUCAGCGUUGCCGUCCCACCCGUGUUCGCGGCGGACCUCCGCGGGGGUGUGGAGGAGAUGCUGGACUCGACGCUCAUGAGGUAUAUCCCCGCGCUGCAAGGCGUAGUACUCGCGCACGACCACCUGGAGUUCCUGGACACAGUCGCUACCAUCAAAGCAGACUGCCCAUUCACCAUAUGCAAAGUCACGUUCGACGCGACAGUUUGGAGCCCCCAAGUGGGGAUGAAACUAGUGGGCAAAAUCAACCUCUCCUCCCCGGAUCACAUAUCCCUGCUCGUCCACCGCACUUUCAACGUCUCGAUACCCCGACAUCACAUUACGACAGACGUGUACGAGUUCGAAUAUGGACCCGCGGAGAACGACCCCGAGUUUGGUGCGGGCGGCGCGGAGGAGACCACGCAGAACGCUCCUGCAGAAGGCGCCGAGGGACAAGCUGAGAGCGAUGGUCGUUGGGUACACAAGGUCACCGGUACCAAGCUGGGCGAUGCGGACGCCUCCCUGGAGUUCACCGUGGUCGGCUUGACAAUUGCGAAUCAAAUGCUCUCAUUAGUUGGGUCUAUCCAACCGAAUCCGUUCUCCCCGGAACACGUCCCCAAGGCCGCCGUUACGACCUCAAGCACGACAACCGCUCGGCCCGCGCGUCAUGAUCCUACGCUGAUGAGCGAGCGGGAGGUGGACGCGCUGAUUGAGGAUGCUGAGGACAGCUCUGAGGAGGAUGCGUUUCAGAAGCUGGGCCGCCUGGGCGACGAGGCGGAGGCGGCGGAACGGCGGGCGCGUGAAGCAGCCGAGGAGGCCGCACGGAAGGAGAAGAAGCGAAAACGGAGGGAGAGCAAAGCGCAGGAGAACGGUGGGGAUGGGGCGGAGGCCUCGGGAGAGAAGAAAAGCAAGAAGAAAAAGAAGAGUUAGUCGUGUUCAUCGGUCAUUUUGUCUUCGCUAUGUUUUGC
Trametes versicolor FP-101664 SS1 is the source of this 1171-nucleotide messenger RNA. Its product is annotated as DNA-directed RNA polymerase I subunit RPA43. The coding region runs from base 27 to 1133 and encodes 368 amino acids. The transcript is spliced from 4 exons. The record is from RefSeq and is a predicted model, not a curated record. Gene Ontology annotation, cellular component: RNA polymerase I complex. NCBI's taxonomy places the organism in Eukaryota, Fungi, Basidiomycota, Agaricomycetes, Polyporales, Polyporaceae. Gene Ontology annotation, biological process: DNA-templated transcription initiation.